AUGGACACCACUUCGCAACGAGGUGCCAGUCCUACUGUCAGCACGUCGCAGGAAGAGCGGGACCGCAAUGUGUUGCGUCUCGCCCCCGAGAAGAAGGCAUGGAUGCCUCCAAAAUCCGUCAUGGAUCACUUGUCGGCGACGACGAGUGAUCGUUAUCGAACACGAUUGUUCGAUUCGUCAAGGAUCCAUCGCCUUGACCCCAGCGCGAAAAACUAUCACACUGAGCAUGAAUUCUUCAUCGAUGCUUUCUUUAGACAUCGAUGGUACAGUGGGAAUCACAAACGUGAUGGUCCCUCACUGCUUCAAGCGUGGAACGCCUACAUCCAUAACCUUGAGGAUGUAGGUCGUGACGUUUGGAACGAUAAACUUAUCAAAGCUCGUGAUAAGUUUGAAAAGCGAACCCCGACAGGUGCACGCUACAAGCUGCAUCGUCUGUCAAGGGAGAAAGGAUUACCCUGUCUCUCCUGGGGAGACCCGUGCCCUUGUCGUGUGAACAACUCUGCACGAGCACCUAAGGAGGCUUACCUCCCUAAUAGCCCGUGGUGGCGCGAUGUGCCGCGUCGUACUGCUCAACCAGACCCAGUACGUCGAUCAUCAGUUGGGAGCGGGGCUCCCGAGAAUCCCAGGACGGGGGAUAGCCGCGCCACCGGACGAGAUAACUCGUCCGACGUCCGUUCACGUUGCGGUGGUUCAACAGCUGCUCAACUAGAUAGCGCUGGCCACCGCGAGAUUCCUCUAAUGGAGGUGGAGGAGGAGGAAAGACGCUCUCCACACGAUCAUGGGGAUCCAUGUGUUCCCGAGAGCUUCUUUAAUCGCGUAACGCAAGGGUUACGCGACGAUCUCGCGCAUGAGCGGAAUAGGCGUCUCCAACUGGCGCACACUGUCUCGAAGCAUCGAGCUGAGUUUGCCUUUGCUCAGCUUAAGAACGAGAGAGCUCUGACAUCUCUGCGUGACGAGCUAAUGGUAGCUCGUGGGAUUGCUGAUCGGUCUCGGGCAGAGACAACUGCUCUCCAGACCCUUGUCGAUGCCCAUCAUCGGGAGCACAAGGCUCUCUGCGAGAUGCUUGAGCGCAAGGGCGUUCUUCAUCGGAAGAAGCAGCGUACUGAUGGUACGGCUUAA
This is a messenger RNA of Peronospora matthiolae, 1119 nucleotides long. The record is from the annotation of a GenBank genome assembly. Lineage: Eukaryota; Oomycota; Peronosporomycetes; Peronosporales; Peronosporaceae.